ACACGAGGGCGUGCGGCCGAGCAGGCAGUGCCUGAGCCGGUCCUGUCCACAGGGAGCUCCUGCCCGUCUCUGCAGACCCAGCCGCAGACAGCACCCGCCCACCAUGUCGGACGAGGAAGUUGAACACGUCGAGGAAGAGUACGAGGAGGAAGAAGAGGCCCAGGAGGAAGUGCACCCCCCGCCUGCAGAAGUCCAUGAGGUCCACGAAGAAGUCCAUGAAGUUCAUGAACCAGACGCCGAGGAGGAGGAGGAGCAGUGGGAGGACGAGGCAGAAGAGAAGCCUAGACCCAAACUCACUGCUCCUAAGAUCCCGGAAGGGGAGAAAGUAGACUUCGAUGACAUCCAGAAGAAGCGGCAGAACAAAGACCUCAUGGAGCUGCAGGCGCUCAUCGACAGCCACUUCGAGGCUCGGAAGAAGGAGGAAGAGGAGCUCGUCGCGCUCAAGGAGAGAAUCGAGAAGCGCCGUGCGGAGAGAGCAGAACAGCAGAGGAUCCGGGCCGAGAAAGAAAGGGAGCGCCAGAACAGACUGGCGGAGGAGAAAGCCCGGCGGGAGGAGGAGGAUGCCAAGAGGAGGGCCGAGGACGACCUGAAGAAGAAGAAGGCUCUGUCCUCCAUGGGUGCCAACUACAGCAGCUACCUGGCCAAGGCUGACCAGAAGAGAGGCAAGAAGCAGACAGCCAGGGAGAUGAAAAAGAAAGUCCUGGCUGAGCGGCGGAAGCCCCUCAACAUCGACCACCUCAGCGAGGACAAGCUCAGGGACAAGGCCAAGGAGCUCUGGGACACCCUGUACCAGCUGGAGACGGACAAAUUCCAGUGCACGGAGAAGCUGAAGCGCCAGAAGUACGACAUCACCAACCUCAGAAGCCGCAUCGACCAGGCCCAGAAGCACAGCAAGAAGGCCGGAACCACGGCCAAGGGCAAAGUCGGCGGGCGCUGGAAGUAAAGCAGCCGAAGAGGUUCCUGGAGGCAGAGCCCCUCAGCCCAUGGGGCCCACAUGGCGGCGUCUGGCACCCAGUCACGCCCCGUGUCUCUGUCCUCGCUGUCCCCAUCCUCUGGGGUCUGUGAAUAAAACUAGCAGGCUCCCCUCCA
This is a messenger RNA of Hippopotamus amphibius kiboko, 1089 nucleotides long. It is a transcript of the gene TNNT3, whose product is annotated as troponin T3, fast skeletal type. Gene Ontology annotation, molecular function: troponin C binding; tropomyosin binding; troponin I binding. Gene Ontology annotation, biological process: regulation of muscle contraction; muscle contraction; sarcomere organization. The transcript has 17 exons. The coding region runs from base 104 to 943 and encodes 279 amino acids. Gene Ontology annotation, cellular component: troponin complex. The record is from RefSeq and is a predicted model, not a curated record. Lineage: Eukaryota; Metazoa; Chordata; Mammalia; Artiodactyla; Hippopotamidae.